Molecule: messenger RNA, 930 nt
Organism: Bufo bufo (common toad)
Lineage: Eukaryota; Metazoa; Chordata; Amphibia; Anura; Bufonidae
Product: olfactory receptor 11L1-like
Exons: 1
Coding region: 1-930 (309 amino acids)
Biological process (GO): G protein-coupled receptor signaling pathway
Cellular component (GO): membrane
Molecular function (GO): G protein-coupled receptor activity; olfactory receptor activity
Source: RefSeq, a predicted model, not a curated record
AUGCAGUUUAGCAAUGCCAGCACGGUGACUGAGAUUCUGCUUUUGGGAUUUCAGAAUUUACAAAGUUUUAGGAUUUAUUUUUUUCUCCUACUUUUAAUUAUUUUCUGUGUGACAGUAUGUGGAAACCUUCUCAUCAUUCUGGUGGUGUCCUCCAGCAGAUUGCUCCACUCUCCCAUGUACUUCUUCCUCACACAGCUCUCUGCUUUAGACAUUCUCCUCUCCACCACCAUUGUACCCAACAUGCUUCAGGUCGUGUUGUAUGACGGGAGUUUUGUGUCCUUUAAGGGCUGUUUGACACAAUUUUAUUGUUUUUCCGCCUCUGAAUCAUUGGAAUGUCUUCUCCUGACAGUGAUGUCCUAUGACCGGUAUCAGGCCAUCUGUAACCCACUAAAAUACACCUUAGUCAUGCACCUCACAUUUUGUAUAAAAGCUGUUCUCUUGUGUUGGGGGAUGAUAUUUGCUGUUAUGUUGACUAUUGCAGUAACCAUGAGUUAUUUGUGGUUCUGUGGGCCAAACGUCAUUGACCAUUUCUUCUGUGAGUUUGAUCCAUUACUUGAACUUUCCUGCUCAGACACUUUUUUUCUGAAAAUAGAAGACAUAAUAUUGGCCAUACCAUGUGUACUUUGUCCCUUUAUUGUCAUUAUAGUUUCCUAUGUUUAUAUAAUUUACACCAUAUUGAAGAUCCCAUCUGUUACCGGGAGGCAGAAGACCUUCUCCACCUGCAGCUCUCACCUGUCCGUGGUGUCUAUGUUUUAUGGAUCAAUUAUAAUUAUCUAUUUAUUUCCAAAUAAGGGAAAUGAAAAGAAAAUCCUCUCCCUGCUCUACACUGUAGUGACUCCGCUCCUUAAUCCUAUGAUCUACAGUCUGAGUAAUAGAGAUAUUAAGCAGGCCUUCAAGAAGCUCAAGAGUAAAAUGUCUUCUGCUCUUUAA